Messenger RNA from Acanthoscelides obtectus, 1567 nucleotides. The record is from the annotation of a GenBank genome assembly. NCBI's taxonomy places the organism in Eukaryota, Metazoa, Arthropoda, Insecta, Coleoptera, Chrysomelidae.
AUGUGUCUUGAAAUUGGCAUCACACAGAUUGAUAGCUACAUGCCAAUGUAGCAGAAGUAGUACAAAAGUAAGUAUUUUUUGGUAUUCGUAAAAGACUUUGAAAAUGACGAAUCCUUUUUGGAUGUUAUAUGGCAUCCAUAAUGAAAAAGCAUGUCAACUAUUUCUGUCGGUCGUCUUGUCUAUCUGACAAUCCUUGGCCGGUCUAUAACUUAGGAGUUAAAUCUCAGAUUUUGAUGAAACUUUCACACAAGGUUACUACUAUAGCAAGGUCUUAAACGCCUUAUAGUUUUUGAAAAUCGGGCCGGUGGCGGCGGAGCUACAGGCGUAAAACAAAAAAAAAUCGUUCAGAAUUCUUCUUUUUGAGGUUCCAGAGCAUCCUGAUCUUUUUCAAAAAAAUGCUUGCCAGAGUUACAAAUUGGAUGUAGGGGGUGGGGAGAGUAUACGUCAUUUAUUGGUGCUAUCAAUUAAUAUGUCACCAACAUAUUUCAUACUUCAUAGGUUUCCCGUUAUAUUUCGGUAGGGCGGUAGGCCAGAUCGCAAUGUUGUUAAAUCUGUCAAAGUCAAACUUCGUUUUUUGUCGGUUUAAAAGUUCCUCCAUUUUUAUCAAUAUUUUUGUAAUGGCUAAAAAUUGAAGUUUGGAUGUUGCAGUUGGUAGGGGACGAUAUAUCUCGAUUUUUUGACGUAGUCGAAUGCGUCGGGACUAUGAACUAAUUAUAUUGUAAUCGUAGCUACUUCCUCAGAGGAACUAACUUGUGCAGAACAUAAUCCUGUAUGAAUUAAUGACAGCAUUUCGUAGCAAAUGCAGAAUCAACCUACUUGCCACCAUACGAGCUCGUGCGAAAUCAAGUCCUCAGUGAUCUAUACUUCGACAAGCCAAAACUAAUGGCUUCUGUUGAACUCAAUCAUGCAACAAAUGUUCGCUUUAGGGCACGUUACAGUACUAUUGAAACGGCCUCGUAUAACAGGGACCUUGAACGGUGAGGAGUCGCUUGGCAUAGUCGAAGCUUAGGCAACCAGAAUUGCGUGACCUUGUAUGGAGCGUGUUCGCAUUUUGGACCGUUCGCGUCGCAAUCGAGAUGUCAUAAAUCAAAUACUAGAGACCGACCGAAGUUUCGGUUUCGGAUUCGGUUUCGGCCAAGUUUCGGCCAAAAAACCGGUUUCGGUCGAAGUUCCGGUUUCGGCAGCAAAUUGGCCGAAACUUUCGGCUUGGCCGAAACAUACGAUCGUAAGGUCUCGGGAUAUGUCCGGUUGUAGUCGGGCGAUCGCUUCGUGUCCGUAUGCGUUUCAUCACGUCACUUGAUCUUCGCCGACAAGCUGGUCACGCAUUUAUUACAUUUAUUAGGUAGUGUGCAUAGAAAUGUCUCACAGAGAAAGAAAUCCUAUUUGGCAGUUUUUUGAAAAGAGCACAAAUGAUUAAUCUAAGGCAGUUUGCAAAAUCUGCAAAAAGUCGCUCUCAUUAGGAAGUCAAGAACCCAAAAAACAAACACUAUAUGGAGUGAAGCAGCAUUUAAGUAAGUUCCAUGGAACAGAACACAGACAAGUUUUAAAGCGGCAGUCUGAAUUAGAG